ACUCCCACUAGAGUACACACAUCAUAUGAUUUGUUUUAGUCUUCUUAUAAAACGCACUGCGUUCUUUCAUUAUGUCGUGACUCGUGAGUCAACACACCGACGACAACAGUUUCAUUUACUCAGAACUAUGAAUUCGUUUAUGACCAUUGUGGUUUUGGGCACGUGCAUGAUGGCUGUGUGCCUAGCAAUGCCACAAGGAUCUAAAGAUGGAGCUAUAUUCACAAACGAAGCAAUCAGACAAGCACAGAGUACACAUCUUAUACCCCAAAAUGCUCAGAUUCAGAAGGUCCAAGAAGGCGUAGAGUUAGUCGCAUACGAGUCAAUACCUGGCUCACAGGCUAUCAACCUGUUCGAGAUCCUCGGUGACCACGUACCUCCAGAGGUGGUCAGCAACCUUCAAACCCAAGUCGAUCAAGUUGGAAAACAAUGAAAACGCUAUUAUAUAAUUUAAUUUGGCUUCAUAUAUUAUUAUUUAGUUUGUCUUCCUAAAAUAAGUCUGGGUAACUCGCGUCUUGAAUAAUAAUGUUCUUAUAUUUUCUAAUAUAUUUCAACGUUGAGUUCUAAUACACAUUAUGCAUCUUCGUGAUACGACUCUUACACAACAUUGUUAUUGAUUAGUUUUUAACAGAGAAAGUAUUUUUGUUUUUCAACGAAAGUGCUUUCACCCACUGUUUUAUUAUUAUUAUUUUUUUUUUUUGACAAAUGCUUAUACAUAUACCUACAUUUACUUUCUAUGCCUUAAAGAUAUUACAAACAAUAAACAUGAUCAGAUUUAUUAAAUGUAUAUAGGUAACUACAUACGAAUAUGUUAUUGAACCUUGUUUUUAUAUACAUAUUUUUUUCAACAUAAAAUAUUUUAAUUCAAAGAAUAAAUUUAUAUUAUUUAUUUUAAUGA
Myzus persicae (green peach aphid) is the source of this 895-nucleotide messenger RNA. RefSeq lists its product as uncharacterized. The record is from RefSeq and is a predicted model, not a curated record. Lineage: Eukaryota; Metazoa; Arthropoda; Insecta; Hemiptera; Aphididae. Bases 26 to 430 code for a protein of 134 amino acids. The transcript has 2 exons.